UGAGGAUUCAGGAAUCAGCGGCUGGGCACGCGACGGUCGCUCUUGGCAGGCGAGUCCAGACUUCAGCUAUUUAUGCCAGAGAUGGAGACGGUGGACACAGGUGCCGUGACGAGAUCGAAGUUCGAAAGCCUGUGCAUUCAUGAAAACUCCUUGCAGUCGGCGCUAUCAAGAAGACACAGCUCUUGUCGGUGAGGUCAUGGCGGUCGGCCAUGGCGCAGUGGCGCAACACACCGCGAAUAUCACUGCAUCCUCGGCUGUUCAGCUGUCCAGUGAGCUCUUUAUCUCGUCUAUUAUCUAUCUUGGCAUGGCGAAUCUCAGCAGCGAUCUGGAGGAACCGGCAUCGUGACGAAACCCUGCAUGAACCAUGGCUCCUUAUCAAAUCUCCUCUGUAUAAUGCAUGCAUGGAUGAUUCGAGUUUAGCCGAUGCAGCAGAGCGCUGGCCAUGUUGCUGGGGAUCAUGUAAGGAAGGGUACUACGGAGUGGAGGGUAAGUGAUAUGGAGGCAUUAUCGCCGCAAUGUCAAUCCUCU
Aspergillus versicolor CBS 583.65 is the source of this 528-nucleotide messenger RNA. RefSeq lists its product as uncharacterized. The transcript has a single exon. The record is from RefSeq and is a predicted model, not a curated record. NCBI's taxonomy places the organism in Eukaryota, Fungi, Ascomycota, Eurotiomycetes, Eurotiales, Aspergillaceae. The coding region runs from base 210 to 494 and encodes 94 amino acids.